UCGAUACGUGCGCCAUUACCGGGCAGUAGCCCACGUACCGUCCCUCUAUUUUCAUUGUCAGUCGAUCAGCUGAUCAGCCAUGGAGACUUCAAUCCUGAACGCGGCCCAUGAGAAACAGAGGAGGGCAGAGGCGUUGCUACUAGAAAGAAGAUUCGAGGAGGCAGCCAAGUGUCAUGAGAUGGUAGCCAGCCUCUUGGGAGAGGCACACGCGCAGCUCGAAUUUAGUUCGGUUCAUCUGAGGAACUCCAGUAUAUCUAGUCAACCACCGCCAACUGUGAUCUCGUCCUUUCAUUCGUUAAUCACUCUCGAAUCUCUUGCCCUUCAACGUGAUUACCAUAAACGACAAGCUGCUGUAGUUAGAAUGAAACAAGCACAAUACGAAGAGUACAAAACUACCUUAGAGAACAAACAGCGGGAAAUUCUUAGCAAACAAGUACCGACGGAGACAGAAAAGAGCACGAUAACGUCUACGAGUGACAAAUUAGAUGAAUCCUUACGGCAAGCCAUAUUCAGGACGAUCGAAGAACAGGACAGUCUAAUUAAUCUAAUCUCAUUUACAAAUAAUGCAGACAAAGCAUUUAAACUUCCAAAGGACGCAGGAACAGUGAUCGAAGAACUGAGAACUGUUAACUGCCAAUUGCGUUGCCUCAUCAACAGCCUGUUGAACCAACUGGAGGCAAAGGAAGAGGAAGUGAGGCAGUUAACCGAACAACUUAACAAUGUGUCCACUAAUCUGAACGAUGAAAGUAGACUGGACAAUGCACAUUCCCUGAGACACGUGCCCCUGCCUCCUCUGACUCCUUUGGAAAUGCCUCUCUUCGACUUUACUUCUACGUAAAGCACAACUUCUGUGUCAAUCUCCUCUAUCAGAUCUGUAAUAGUACAAAAAACGCGAUUGACAGCGUUUGGUUUAUCGCAUAAUGUUAAAGUUCAUUUGUAUCAUACAUGACGUUUUCUACUUCUUACUUUUAUUCAAUCGGUGUUACUCGAAGGGAACAGUCACAUAUCAGUUAGGAGAAACGACGUAGCAUUUUGUUUAUGAGUGAAACUCGGAAGAUUAUGCGUGCGAAGGAUAGAAAUAGCCGAUUUAUCGAUUAAAGUACUGCCAUUACGGAUGCUCACGGCAGAGAUAAAUAGUACUGUAAUGUACGUUCUCCGCGGAGUUGUACAGACGAUACGUAAGCGUUCGCAACCGUUGUUAAUCCACGAUUCGUUUCAGUAAUUAUUAUCGAACACGCAGAAAGCGUUUGAAGAAAGAAACUUUAUUACAUACUAUGUAAUGUUGCACAAUAAAUAAUAUACAUAUACGAA
Ceratina calcarata is the source of this 1311-nucleotide messenger RNA. Its product is annotated as nuclear receptor-binding factor 2. Lineage: Eukaryota; Metazoa; Arthropoda; Insecta; Hymenoptera; Apidae. The record is from RefSeq and is a predicted model, not a curated record. Bases 80 to 838 code for a protein of 252 amino acids. Gene Ontology annotation, biological process: autophagy. The transcript is spliced from 3 exons.